CGUCUUCAAGCGUUGCGUUUGGGUCUUUUUUUUAUUUAGUUCAGGUCAAAUAACACCGCCAAGGACGAAGCUGCCUCUACGGUAGUGAUACUACUGUUUUUUUCGUUAAUAUCCAUCGUUUCGAUAUGCGCUUCCUCAGGCUCGGGGCCGUGUUAGGCUUGGUCGUGUCGAUUACAGCUGCCUCCCCAAUAUGCCCUAUUGACGGGCCUGCUUUUCCUAAGCCUCUCCGACCGUCUCAGAACGAAGCGAUUAAGGCUGCAGUAGCAACGCUGAAAGAUGUGUUCGCUAAUAUCACAGAAAAAGCUCAUGACUAUUCUCUAUCAGUACAGGUCUUCUCGUCAAAUGAGCCGGAGCCUCUAUUCUCGCUGUCACAUACAGCACCAAAGCUCGCGAGUCAGAAUAGUACAGGGGUAAAGACAGUCGACGAGAACACCGUAUUCAGGCUUGGUAGCUUAACAAAGAUUUAUACAAUAUACUCAUUCCUGAUCAACGCUGGAGAUAAGCUUUGGAACGAGCCAGUCACUAAAUACGUACCUGAACUUCAAGCGUUGGCUAAUCGGUCGGACCCAGUGAGCUACGUGGCGUGGGAUGAGAUCACACUUGGGGGGUUAGCAACACAGCUGACGGGAAUUCCCCGUGAAUAUGCGUUACUUGGAGAGUUGACACAAUCUAAGGAGACAAGGGACAAGGUGUUACAAUAUGGAUUUCCACCGUUGACUCCGGACCAAAAGCCUCCUUGUGGAGCGUACCCGACGUGUAACCGAGCGCAAUUCUUCAAUGGGAUUGGUUCAUUCUACCCAUCUCUGGCUCCUUUCCAGACGCCAGCAUACUCCAACGUUGCAUUCCAACUUCUAGGAUAUGCCCUGGAAACAAUUACGGGGAAGACCUUCCAGUCAUUGAUGCAAGAGACCGUGAUCGAGCCGUUAGGGUUGAAUAAUACGUUUCUGAAGGCACCCGAAGAUUCGCGUGGCAUUAUCCCCGGCGAUCAUUAUGAGACGGGCUGGGCUUUUGAUAUUGGUGAAUCAGUGGCCACUGGGAACAUGUACGCCUCAGCCAGGGACGUAUCUACGCUGGGUCGGGCAAUCCUUAGCCACAAGCUGCUCUCGCCAAUUGCCACAAGGCGUUGGCUUAAGCCUUUCGCCUUUUCGUCCGACCCACUGGCCAUGGUUGGAAUGCCUUGGGGUGCCAGAAGGAUUAAACUGGAAGACACAUACAGAUAUACGACGGCUUUCAAUAAAGCCGGGAAUAUUGGAGACUACAGUGCUCUCUUGGCUAUUCUACCGGACUUCGACAUAGGAUUUACCGUCCUCCUAGCUGGCGAGUUACCAGGAAAUGCCGGCUUUGGUCUUGCAGAUACUCUCGGAGAAUAUAUCCUCCCCGCGAUAGAAGAAGCUGCUCGUACCGAAGCAGGAGCCAAGUACAGCGGACACUACGUCUACCCAAACCAAAAAAUAAACUCGUCCAUGACCAUCACCACCGACGAGCUCCCCGGGCUGAGUAUAUCCCAAUGGUUCAGCAACGGCACAGAUUUCGCUUGGAUAUCAACAGUCUUACAAAAUCAAUACUACCCGGUGAAGCCUCGCAUCAGGCUCUACCCGAGCGGGCUCGAGGGGCCGGCAGAAAACGGCGGAAAGCGUGUAGCGUUCAAAGCAAUGUUUGAAGAUGCAGACGCCCCGAGAAAUAAUAACAAGAUGUUCUCGACAGAAUGCGGGUCGUGGGUCUCUAUUGAGUCGGUCAUAUAUGGGUCGGCUGCUGUGGACGAGUUGAUUUUCAACCUGGAUUCAAGUGGUAAAGUUGUUAGCGUUAUGUCGCCGUCGCUGAGAGUUACUUUGAACAAGGAAUAGUUUAUUCUUCUCUCUCGAAUUCAACAUUAUAAUAUGAGAAUAUUAUAUGGCGUCUAGUUCUAAUCCGUAGUUUGUAAUAAGAUUUAGGCAGGGCCAUUGGCUUUUCUUGUAUUGUACAAUACGAU
Molecule: messenger RNA, 1969 nt
Organism: Daldinia caldariorum
Lineage: Eukaryota; Fungi; Ascomycota; Sordariomycetes; Xylariales; Hypoxylaceae
Product: beta-lactamase/transpeptidase-like protein
Exons: 7
Coding region: 126-1844 (572 amino acids)
Source: RefSeq, a predicted model, not a curated record